This is a messenger RNA of Umbelopsis ramanniana AG, 222 nucleotides long. RefSeq lists its product as uncharacterized. The annotation marks the transcript as partial. Lineage: Eukaryota; Fungi; Mucoromycota; Umbelopsidomycetes; Umbelopsidales; Umbelopsidaceae. Gene Ontology annotation, molecular function: G-protein beta-subunit binding. Gene Ontology annotation, cellular component: heterotrimeric G-protein complex. The record is from RefSeq and is a predicted model, not a curated record. The transcript is spliced from 2 exons. Gene Ontology annotation, biological process: G protein-coupled receptor signaling pathway.
UUGUCAGAAGCGAAAUUAAAGCGCAUCAUAGAGUACAAUGAAAGACAAAAGCAGCAACUAGACAUCCCUCGCAUAGCUGUUUCCGAAGCUUCUAAAGGCCUAAUUUCAUACUGCAAGGAAGUGCGCGAUCCUCUGGUACCGUCAGUGUGGGGACCCAUUCCUAAGACAGAGGAUCCUUUCACCUCGUCAUCGACUAAAAGCGGUUGCUGUAUUAUUAUGUAA